AUGCUUGACCGCUUGGCCAUCAACACGGCAGCCCAGGUCCUGGAGAUCUGGUCAUAUAUACAUUGUCAGAUUGACUGUGUUGAUCUGCCUAUCCUUCGGGCGUUAAUAGCAGAGCAUCGGGAUUUCCUCAUGACAAUCUCAGAUGCAAAGGCUCCUGAAGUAUUGAGACUCUCUAUAACUAUCGAGGCGUUGUCAACAGAGAAGAUACUCUAUGGAUCAGAGCUCGUAGCACUACGAGACGAGAUAUUCUGCGUUGUAACUCGAAUCAAAGACGGAUGGGUCGCGUUCCUUUCAUGGCCCGAUAUGGCCAGUCUAUUGAAACUGCGAGUUGCGAUGGCCAACUACGAUGACAUCUUGUGCGACCUUGAGACACAACAGAGGCUUAGAGUUGAGGAUGCUAUCAUCCAUGUCAAGGUUAAGCGAAAACGUUCCCCUUCACCCGGUGCCAGUCAUAAACAGCGCAACGAUUGGCAACAGCCCGCGAGUGAACAGUUCAGGCCACCAUUGAAGAGGCAAGACUGCCGUGAUGAAAUAUUCCGAGGGCUCGUCGCGAUGACGUUUCCCCAGAGGAAACGCAUCAACCAUAUAAUGCAGCCUGCUGCCGGGGAACUAUACCUGGUGAAUGAUACAAAAUCUCGGUGCUGGCUGGUAGCGCUUGUUCUUCCUCAUACCAAUCUACAUGAUGUUGGUAUCCCGGGAACUCUAGAGAGUCUUGGUCUUUUGAAACGCAUACCUACGUCAAUCUCAUUCAACGCCAAGACACAACGAUUCGAAUGGCGAACUGGGGGUGAAAAUGGUAGACCAUUCGCCUGUAUACAGAUGUUUCCCGUCGCAUAUUUUGCAAGUAUAAGAUUCCCAGACAGUCGCGCCAUGGGCUGGGUGAGGGCUGAUCAGCUUCGGGCUUUUGAUGCAUCAUGCGUCAAUCCCUCGAGCAUUCCAUAUUAUGCUCUUGUGCGAAGCUUUUUGGAAAGACGAAUAGCAUCACGCACUCGCACGAGCUGGAUUGAACCUACAUCUCCUGAGCACUCUGUCGAACAUAAUGGCCAACGGUCGAACGACUGGAAUACCCCGACGAAGAAUGAGACAACGGAAGCCCACGUCUCUGCAGCAAGGGCCAACAGCCGUCAGCAGUUCCGGGUAACACGAUCUGGUUCCUUCCUUUGUGCAGUCUCGCCAGGAAGAAAAAGCUCUGGAGUUCACCAUACUUCCGACAAGUCUUUGGUGCCAGCAUCGACUGCCAAUCCUACAGUGCCUCGUCGGACAUACUCAAAAGGCGAAGUUGGGUAUGCUAGCCCGAUGUGCUCGCCAUGCCCGAUAGACACGCCAGUCUUCAAUGUCGACAGCAAAAGUCCAAAGUUGAAAACUGUGUCGCUGCCUAGUUUACAAAGCACGUUCAAGGGGGCUCCUGGAGCUCGGUUUGGUCUGUUUAAGUGGCCAGAGCUUGCAGAGCCUUCAGAACGCGUUCUUUACAAACUCUCAGGAAUGUCCAAAAUUAAGGGCGUCAAGCCACUUCCUAGAGACUUUCUUGAUAGCGAGGGCUUACUUUGCUGCCCGUUAUGUCCUGAUACCAAACAGUUUGGACAUCUAAGUCUCUUCACGGAGCAUUUGCUGGCGCAGCAUUGA
Messenger RNA from Fusarium proliferatum ET1, 1623 nucleotides. RefSeq lists its product as uncharacterized. The transcript is spliced from 3 exons. Lineage: Eukaryota; Fungi; Ascomycota; Sordariomycetes; Hypocreales; Nectriaceae. The coding region runs from base 1 to 1623 and encodes 540 amino acids. The record is from RefSeq and is a predicted model, not a curated record.